AUGGCCUCCCCGGACCCCUCCGGGCCCGAGGACCGGCUCCCUCCCCCGGCCGGCUCCGGCAAGCCGCUGACGCCCUUCAGCAUCCGGGACAUCCUCAGCAAGCCGUCCGUGAGGAGGAGCGGGGACGCGCAGCCCGCGCCCGUCCCGGGACUCGAACACACGUCCCCGCUGUGCGCCCUGGAGGAGCUGGCCAGCAAAACCUUCCGAGGUCUGGAGGUCAGCGUGCUGCAGGCUGCAGAAGGUCGGAACUGCGCGUCCCUCUUCGGCCAGAAGAGCGCUCCUAAGAAGCGCCGGAAGUCGCGCACAGCCUUCACCAACCAUCAGAUCUUGGAGCUGGAGCAGCGCUUCCGGUACCAGAAGUACCUGAGCCCGGCGGACCGGGACCGGAUCGCCCAGCAGCUGGCUCUCACCAACGCGCAGGUCAUCACCUGGUUCCAGAACCGGCGCGCCAAGCUGAAGCGUGACCUGGAGGAGAUGCGCGCGGACGUGGAGUCGGCCCGGGCGCAGGCCGGGGGGGGCGGGGGGGACGGGAGGGCCGGGGGGCUGGCAGAGCUGGAGAGGAGUGCCGCCGGGGACCGGGACCGGGACCGGUCCCCCUCCAGGCCCCCGGUCAGCUCACACAGCCCGGUGCGGCCGCAGCCGAGCAGCGUGAGCUGCUCCGAGGAGGAAGAGGAGGAAGAGGAGGAGAUCCACGUGGAUGACUAG
Molecule: messenger RNA, 705 nt
Organism: Salarias fasciatus (jewelled blenny)
Lineage: Eukaryota; Metazoa; Chordata; Actinopteri; Blenniiformes; Blenniidae
Gene: lbx1a
Product: ladybird homeobox 1a
Exons: 2
Coding region: 1-705 (234 amino acids)
Biological process (GO): regulation of transcription by RNA polymerase II
Cellular component (GO): nucleus
Molecular function (GO): sequence-specific double-stranded DNA binding; DNA-binding transcription factor activity, RNA polymerase II-specific
Source: RefSeq, a predicted model, not a curated record